AUGAACUUGGUCGCGACGAAUGAUAUGGAUGAGAUUUAUGAGGAUCCUGAGUAUGGUGAGAUGGGAGAACUGGAGGAGUUAUUGACUAAGGUUGAUGAGAGUGAGGACUCGGAUGAUAUGGCUGCGAGUGUGGAGGCAGCAGUGAAGCAGGAAGAGGAGAUAGUGAUCACGGAGGCAGCAGCAGUAAACGGUGGAGAUGGAGACGAUGUCAACACUUUUGCAGCAGCGAUCGUGGUUGAAGAUGAAGCAGUAAAUGCGAAGUAUGUGGGAGUUGAAGCUGUGAAAGGGGACAUCAUGGUGAAAGGAUCGAAGGCGAAUGCAACUGCAAAGGGGCAAGUGCUUAAGGAGGAUGAACGCGUUGAAGGGUACGAGACCCGAGAGGUGUUGGGUGUAAAGAUGCCGAGGAGAAGCGAGAGGCAUAAGAAAAUCUCUCAAGGUUUGGAUGCCAAGGCGCUCAACUACAAGACACAUAAGCAGAGGUUCAAGGUGCAGGAGCUGCAGGGGAGCCGCCGCUGCUGUCGCCGCAUCCGUGCUGUGCACGCCUUCACAAAUGCUUCUGAUAAUGGCUUCCUCGAUGGAGCCCUGCAGCUCGUUGUCGCCGUGCACAGCGUGGCAAGCCGCGGAGGGUUCGGAGGGAGAGGCGGCGGGGCUGGUGCAGUGGCACGGGACGAUGAGGGGUCGAUCGUGUUUGCGGGUCGCGACGAAGGGCCCCCGCCAUUGUUUCCGCCUGUGGAAAUGCUGCCCGAGCUGCCCGAAAUCGCUCCCAAGGACGAGGCGAUGCUGCAGCGGCGGCGGCGCAUGGCGUCAUUCUGGCGCUACUCCGCCUACUACGUCGACCGCCCUCCGCCCGACAAGGGAGUGGCAGCGGACAUAGCAGCGUACACGAAGCGCCACAGCGGCUCUUCCGGCGCCACCGCCUCUUCGUCCUCUGCGCCCCGUGCUUCUCUCACCGACGUCAUGGACCUCUCCAUCGCUCACUACCCCGCUGAACUCCUCUCUGCUGGAGGCAAGAAGAAAGUUAGGAAGAAGAGCAGCAACGCAUGGGUGGUCGGCAAGGGGUCAGCUGCCAAUGACCUAAACCGUCUGGACCAGCUUGCAACACUGGAGCAGAAGCUAGACAAGAACGCAGCGGACCGGGAAGGCAAGGACGAAGAGAAGAAGGAGGGGGAGGACGAUGAGGAGGUGGAGGAGGAAGAAGAGGAAGAGGAGAUAGGGGAGGAUGACUACGCUCAAAACUUUGGGUUUGAUGAUGACGAUGAGUACCUGGAUGAAGACGAUGGUGCUGAUGGUACGGCCCUGUGUUCUAAGCGUUGGCAGGGAAGCACCAAUGCAGAGGCUGGGACGCUCCUGGGUCAGGAGCAGGUGUAG
This is a messenger RNA of Closterium sp. Naga37s-1, 1368 nucleotides long. The record is from the annotation of a GenBank genome assembly. Lineage: Eukaryota; Viridiplantae; Streptophyta; Zygnematophyceae; Desmidiales; Closteriaceae.